This is a messenger RNA of Chaetomium fimeti, 1388 nucleotides long. Its product is annotated as P-loop containing nucleoside triphosphate hydrolase protein. Gene Ontology annotation, molecular function: GTP binding. The transcript is spliced from 2 exons. The coding region runs from base 434 to 1183 and encodes 249 amino acids. NCBI's taxonomy places the organism in Eukaryota, Fungi, Ascomycota, Sordariomycetes, Sordariales, Chaetomiaceae. The record is from RefSeq and is a predicted model, not a curated record.
GGCCGCAUUGGGCCAGUCGCCAGGAGGCUCCGGUCGGGCAGCGCCGUCGCACCGCCCAACAUCGAAUCACACAUGAACCCGCCGCCCAACAUUGAACUGAUACGUCAAGAUUAAACAGAGGCACGAGCCACGUGAACCGACGAGUCAAAGGUUAAGUUAAUGCGCUGGCCACGACAAGACCUAUCAAAGUGCACACCCGUACCCAACCUCACCUCGCAUCCCUGCCUUGGUAACUGAUCACGCCAAAGUUAGAUACUACAUAUUCCUGGACUUAUGCGUCGAUCCGUCUGCAAUUUCAUCAUGAUCUCGACCACCAACAACGAAUAACUUGGCGAGCAUCCGCACGUUCAGCUCCCUCGAGUAUCAAAUCUCUUUCCUAACCCCGUGGGCUUUCCUAACAACUCUCAUCUACACGUCAAGUCGCUAGAAUCCGAUGGAUGUUCCCUCCAUGGUGUACCAGGGUGUAGUCAUUUUACUUAUUGGCCUUCAUGGGACCGGAAAGUCGACUUUCGCGGCAGCCGCAGCGGGGGCGGAUAUUGAGGUUGGGGAUGGUCUUGAUCCCUGUACGAGCAAAUGCGAGAGAUACAUUGUCGAGCAAACAUCCGAUGCUCCCCAGUUCACCAUCAUUGACACUCCCGGCUUUGCGGAUAAGAACACGACCGAGGAGAACAUGGAUGUCCUUCGGCUGAUUGCUGAAGAACUCCGCAACAUGGGACAGGAAAGGGUCAGCGGCAUCAUUUUUUUCCACAGCAUCGAAGGCGCCCGUCUGACGGGGGUCGACCAUGCCAACCUCCGGAUUCUUAAGUCGAUGUGCGGCGAAAAGUUCCAACGCCAUGUGGCCUUCGUCACAACCAGAUGGGAUUGCAUGAACGACAGUGAGGACGAGAAGCUCGUGACCCGAAACAACAAUAUUGAGGUAGAGUUCAAGAAACUAUUGCCAAAAGGUCCCGAAAUCUUCAAGUUUCUCAACGAUGGAGAGAGCCAUCGACCUGUACUUGAGCACUUUGCGCAGUUGGCCAGAACCGGCACUGUGGCACCUCCGCUUCAGUUUGCGGAGGAACUCGAACGGUAUUACAAUAAGUGGAUGUCGAAGAGAGCGGCGGUGGAGAAGACGAAGGCAGGGAAGGAGAUAAGAGCCACAUCGAGAAAGGUGGGCGGUUGGAAUUACUGCACGAUUCUAUAAAUUGGUACUCAUGAUAGUAAUAACGCCUAUUUUAGGAACGUCAUCGGAUUUUCAAGUUGCUCAAAUUUAGAGUCUAGCCCUCCCACCUCUGAUAGACUGAAGCAAUACUUCAGACCAGGUUUGGCCGACGCCCAGGCCAUAAACUUUGGCUGGGAUCAUGGAUUGAAAUGUCGCUCCCGCAGCGCUCCUAACAAUCGAAUCAAUC